AUGUCGUCCUCUUCCAACGGCAAUGGCUCAACUCGCACGCCCAUCUCGAUCGAAGCCCUCUUGGCCAAGCAGCGCCAGGAGAAGGAGGAGCACUCCCGCGUUCGUCCUUUCAUCAUCAUCAACCACCCGAGUCUACUUCACCCUACUGACUCGUACUACUCCCUCGCCCCAGCCCAAGUUCCUCACCAAACAAGAACGAGCCGCGAUCGCGCUCGCCGAACGAGCAGCCCAAGUCGAAGCCGCGAAAGAACAUCAACUCCAACUCAAGCAGAACCAACUCGAACGAUCGACCCCGUCGAAUCAUUUCCAACCUCCACAACGCAACUAUGGCGCCAGUGGUCAGGGGAGGUACGAUGAGCGGGCUUUUGGUUCGAGAGGCGGCAGGAACGGUGCACUGGACUACAAUGGCCAAUCGUCCUCGGCGAGGGGAGGAGCAUACUCAAAUCAUUCGAGGAAUGCAAGAGGAAGAGGUGGCUUGGGCUUUCAACCGUCCCGACACGACGACCAUACGCCUACGGCACCGAGGGCGAAUCACGAUCGACGCUUUGAUACCAGGGGGGGACCACUCCCACCGUCCGCACCUAGAGCGGACAGGGAGAGGGACGCGUAUUCGCAGAGGAACGGAGAUGAUCGGAUGCAACUUGAUGGUGCGAGAUCGAAUGGCGAGAUGCCUCCACCUCCUGCUCGGCCCUCAGCAACGGACAACGCCGUCCCAUCAACGACGACGACGGCCAAGUCAGAAGAACCCUCCAUCAAGGAGGAGCAACAAGACCCGAAACCAAUCCAGCAAGACACCCCAGCUCCAGUCGCACCGAAACGCAAAUUGACUCUGGCUGAAAUGGCCGCUGAACAAGGUGUCAAUGCGGCGGCGGCGGCAAUUCCCCUCAAUGACAAGUUGAACGCGACCCGGUACCUUGGCGCGAAUCAUUUGGAGAAACGCAAGGUCAGUAGCGGGACGAACUUGCAAGUUGGUCCUGAAGCUGACGGCUCUUUCUAUUGCAUCCAGAAAACGAAAAUCUCGACCAAAAAGUUUGACUUCGACUGGGACCGAACGGACGACACGGCCUCGAACGAAGUUGACCCCAUCUACAAACCCUACAUACCCCCAACCGUAUCCAAACCCUCCCCUUACGAACGUCGCAACCCGAACCACGGAGGAACGAACCGUACCGAAGCGCCCGGGACAGCGGCCCCUCCCCACCCCGUUCAAGCUCUCGUUCCUCGCCUCUUCGGUCGAGGUCACUUGGGUGGCUUUGAUCGCGAUCUGGACCGUGCACCGUCCGGCGGUUCGGGUAAGCGCAUCAAGGGCUCCAUCGACGAUCGUCACUGGACCGAGAAAUCGCUCGACGAGAUGCGGGAUCGAGACUGGCGUAUUUUCCGUGAAGACUUCUCCAUCGCCGCUCGGGGAGGGCACAUUCCCUUGCCAUUACGAUCAUGGGAGGAAUCGAGUAUCCCUCGACCCAUCUUGGAUGCGAUCGAGGAAAUCGGGUACAAGGAACCUUCGCCCAUUCAAAGGCAGGCGAUCCCGAUCGGUUUGUUGAACAGGGAUCAAAUCGGUAUCGCCGAAACAGGUUCAGGAAAAACAGCGGCGUUCGUCGUCCCCAUGUUGGCCUACAUCUCCCGACUGCCCCCCUUCACCGACGAGAACCGAUCCCAAGGACCUUAUGCUCUUGUCCUCGCACCUACGCGUGAAUUGGCCCAACAAAUCGAAUCCGAGACGAACAAGUUUUGCAAAUUGUUAGGCUACAAAUGCGUUUCCAUCGUCGGUGGAAAAGAGAUCGAAGCUCAAGCUUUGUCCCUUCGCGAAGGUGCCGAGAUCGUCAUUGCGACUCCGGGUCGUUUGAAGGAUUGUAUCGAACGAUCGGUGUUGGUACUCAGUCAAUGUACCUAUGUCGUCAUGGAUGAAGCCGAUCGAAUGGUCUCACUCGGUUUCGAGGACGUGCUCAACUUUAUUUUGGACGCUUUGCCCGUGUCGAACCUCAAACCGGAUAGUGAGGAAGCGGAGGACGGGGAGAAGAUGUCGUCGAUGAUCAUUUCGCCCGCUGAAGGAUCGACCACGACCGAAUCGACUCUGGCCUUGUAUCGACAAACGGUCAUGUUCUCCGCUACCAUGCCUCCAGCCGUAGAACGACUGGCGAAGAAGUAUCUACGACGACCCGCAAUCGUGACGAUCGGUGUAGCCGGACAAGCCGUCGAUACGGUCGAUCAAAGGGUCGAGUUUAUCACCGUCGAGGAUAAGAAGAAGGCGAGGUUGUUGGAGAUCCUCAACCAUGGUGGAUUCGAACCGCCGAUGAUUGUGUUUGUCAAUCAGAAGAAGGCGGCGGAUGUGGUGAUGAAGGAUUUGGUUCGGGCGAGAGUGAGUGGCAUCUUGACCCUUUUACUUCGAUGUUCGAAAGUGUUGACUGACCUGAUGCCUGAUGUAUAUGCUGUUCCUUUCUUUUCACAGUGGAACGCUACGACCCUCCAUUCGGGCAAAAACCAAGAGCAACGCGAAGCCGCGCUCAACUCGAUCCGCAACGGCGAGAACGACGUGUUGGUCGCCACCGAUCUCGCAGGCCGUGGUAUCGACGUUCCCGACGUUUCUUUGGUCGUCAAUUUCCAAAUGUCGAACACGAUCGAGGCGUACAUUCAUAGGAUUGGUAGGACGGGUCGAGCGGGUAAGACGGGUACGGCGAUCACGUUUUUGGCGGAUCACGAUGAAGAUUUGAUGUACGUCGCGUCAUGCUACUCUAUUUCGUUCAAUUCUCAUACCGUGAAAACUGAUCGGUCGUUGUAUCUCCCCCCCCCCCCCACCUUUUCGUUUCUACAGGUACGACCUCAAGCAAGAAAUUACUAAAUCGCCCGUGUCCAGGUGCCCACCUGAAUUGGCGCGUCAUCCCGCCGCUCAGUCGAGGCAGGCAGGAAAGAGGAGAGGAGCACAGGAUAUUGACGAGUAG
Molecule: messenger RNA, 2936 nt
Organism: Microbotryum saponariae
Lineage: Eukaryota; Fungi; Basidiomycota; Microbotryomycetes; Microbotryales; Microbotryaceae
Source: the annotation of a GenBank genome assembly